AUGGAAAUUUGGAAGUUUGACUUUUCGAUCACCAUCAUCACCACUGAUAGACCUCAAAAUUAUUUGAUUCAGAGCAUCGGUUAUCUUUUCGGUGAGUAUGGGAACAAAGCCAGGCCAUAUAUUGAAAUCUGCAAUGUUGAUCAGCGAUACAACGAGUUUCUCAAAGAGAUUCAAGAUCAUAUCAACAUUUUCAAUGUAUCAGAGAAAAUUCAAUACGACACCGAAAGCUUGGAUCAACGAUUGGAAAAAGAGGCACGAGAUUAUUGGAAAUGUUUGCAAAAUAGUGAUCGACAUUCACCAUUCAUUCUUUUGCUUGAAGAUGACGCUGUGGCGACUCUAGAAUUUGCAAAACUUAUCCAAUCAGUGAUCUCACAUCUAAAAUCUCAUGACUCAAUCGAUUAUGUCAAACUUUAUUAUCCACCCAGAAAAUGCGGCAAUCCGGCAGUGUUUCUGAUUUUCAUUAUCUCCCUUUCUUUUUCAUGGUGUCUCCUCUAUCUUUCAUCUUUCAUUCAAUGGUCACCUAAUGGCGGUGUCUACUUGUCGUACCCGAAAUCUUGCUGUACGCAAGCGGUUUUGUUUAGGACUUGUCGAAUCGCCGAAAUCGUCUCGGAGUUGAGCAAAAUUCCUGGAAAUAUUCAGCUACCAAAGGACAAAAUCCUUGACUCUUCAAAGUUCGUCGGCCGAUCCACCGACACAAAUCUUUUCAUUCACAUCGGCUCGUACAGCAGUGUACUACGUAAAAACGUCCAUCUCGACGAUUUGGUGCGUGGAUUUGAGCUCUCG
This is a messenger RNA of Mesorhabditis belari, 783 nucleotides long. NCBI's taxonomy places the organism in Eukaryota, Metazoa, Nematoda, Chromadorea, Rhabditida, Rhabditidae. The record is from the annotation of a GenBank genome assembly.